Molecule: messenger RNA, 1904 nt
Organism: Toxotes jaculatrix (banded archerfish)
Lineage: Eukaryota; Metazoa; Chordata; Actinopteri; Toxotidae
Exons: 13
Coding region: 90-1784 (564 amino acids)
Biological process (GO): NAD+ biosynthetic process
Cellular component (GO): mitochondrion
Molecular function (GO): nicotinamide-nucleotide adenylyltransferase activity; lipid binding; nicotinate-nucleotide adenylyltransferase activity
Source: RefSeq, a predicted model, not a curated record
CGGGGAGCGGACAGAGCGUGACACGCUUAUCCAACAGCAACAAUGUGAAAAGAAGGCUCUUUGACCAUGGUGUGAGGGGAUAAACCAAAAUGGCCAACCGCCGUCUUCCACUAGUCUUGUUAGCCUGUGGCUCCUUUAAUCCCAUCACUAACCAGCACAUGAGGCUGUUUGAGCUGGCCAGGGACCACAUGCACAGCACAGGCCAGUACCAGGUGGUGGGUGGCAUCGUGUCUCCAGUGAGUGACGGCUAUGGAAAGCAAGGCCUGGUACAUGCUAAGCACCGCAUUGCUAUGGCACAGCUGGCGCUCCAAAGCUCCAACUGGGUCACAGUUGAUGAAUGGGAGAGCCGGCAGCCAGACUGGACGGAGACGGUGGUCACUAUGAGGUAUCAUUAUGGGCGUAUUCUAAAAGAGUAUGAGCAGAGCGCAGGAAUGCACAACUCCAGCAGAAACACCACUCCCCUCUCAACCCCCUCUCCCCAGCUGAAGCUCCUGUGUGGAGCUGAUUUCCUUGACACAUUCAAGAUCCCGGGCUUGUGGCGGCAUGAGCACGUGGAGGAGUUAGUCGGGCAUUUCGGCCUCGUCUGCGUCAGUCGAGGCGGGCUGCAGCCCGAGCGGGCCGUGCACGAGUCGGACACGCUCUCCCGCCACCGACAAAACAUUUUCCUGGUGAGGGAAUGGGUAAGGAAUGAGACGAGCGCCACAGAGGUGCGGCGGGCUCUGAGACGGGGUCUGAGCGUGAAAUACUUGAUCCCAGACUCGGUGAUAGAAUAUAUUCACCAGCACAACCUUUACACAGAGGACAGCGAGAGGAGAAAUAAGGGAGCGGUGCUGAGGCCCCUCACCAAGCAAGCACAACAGCCAGUGAAGAGUUUGGAUGACGUUCUGCACUCCACCGCAAGUAGCCGCCCACAGCAGAGCUCCUCAGUGACUGGAAGUAGAGGAACCAGCAGAGACACAGCCAACAUGCCUGCUGAUCUCAACGGAUAUUGGAAAAUGAUUUCCAAUGAUAACUUUGAAGAGUACAUGAAGGCUCUCGAUGUGAAUGUUGCCAUCAGGAAAAUUGCAAAUUUGUUGAAGCCUGACAAGGACAUCGUCCAAGACGGGGACCACAUAACCAUCAAGACCCUCAGCACCUUCAAAAACUACAACAUGGACUUCCAUGUGGGCAAAGAGUUUGAGGAGGACCUGUCUGGAGUGGAUGACAGGAAGUGCAUGACCACUAUCUCUUGGGAGGGAGACAAGCUGGUGUGUGUGCAGAAGGGAGAGAUUGAAGGAAGGGGCUGGACCCACUGGGUAGAAGGAGAUGAGCUUCAUUUGCUCCUCUCUGAAAUCCAUCGCGUGGCCCCCAGUGUGGCCUCGUCACCAGCUGCCACCAUGCCUGUAGACUUCAGUGGGAAAUGGAUACUGGAAACCAAUGACAAAUUUGAGGACUACUUGAAAGCAUUGAAUAUUGACUUUGCUACGAGGAAAAUUGCCAUCUCCCUGUCUCAGACCAAAGUGGUUGUCCAAGAUGGAGACAAGUUUGACUUCAAAACACUGAGCACCUUCAGGAAUUAUGAGCUGGCCUUCACUGUUGGGGUGGAGUUUGAUGAGUACACCAAGGGAUUGGACAACAGAAAUAUCAAGAGUUUGGUGACCUGGGAGGGGGACAAGCUGGUGUGCACCCAGAAAGGAGAGAAGGCCAACCGUGGCUGGAAACACUGGAUCGAAGGAGACAAACUGCAUCUGGAGCUGACGUGUGAAGAUGUGGUUUGUGUUCAGGUGUUCAAGAGAAAAGAAUAAAAGUAGCAAAUAUCUGUUUUUGUUUUCAUUUACUCCAUUGACAAGGUUUUUGUUUGCUCCUCAAUAACAUGUUUUCCCCAACUCACAAAAAAAAUGAAUAAAGGUGCUUUUCAGACAGCA